Oncorhynchus keta (chum salmon) is the source of this 4770-nucleotide messenger RNA. Its product is annotated as glutaredoxin-related protein 5, mitochondrial-like. The record is from RefSeq and is a predicted model, not a curated record. The transcript is spliced from 2 exons. NCBI's taxonomy places the organism in Eukaryota, Metazoa, Chordata, Actinopteri, Salmoniformes, Salmonidae. Bases 137 to 610 code for a protein of 157 amino acids.
UCACAGCGUCAUUUAGCAACUUUUAGCAACAAAUCGACCUGCCUCUAGCAACUUUCCCUGAAAAUGAGUUGGUAACACUGCUCGCCAGUGUGUGAAAGUGUCUCUGUCUGUUUAUAACUUUCUUCAAACGAAGACAAUGAACCACCUAAUUCGGUCGACAGUUCGCUGUCUUCGGUUGAGUUCUUCGGUCUAUCCACCGAAGCAAGUUGAUGGACAACAUGCAUCGUUUGUGUCCUUGGUCCGGCUCAUGUGUUCUGCGGCCUUACAGAAAGACCUUGGUGAUAUGGUGAAGAAGGACAAGGUGGUGGUGUUUAUGAAAGGGACGCCUGCCCAGCCAAUGUGUGGUUUCAGUAAUGCCGUGGUUCAGAUACUGAGGAUGCAUGGUGUGAAUGAAUAUGCUGCAUAUAACGUGUUGGAUGACCAGGAUCUCAGACAAGGAGUGAAGGACUUCUCCAACUGGCCCACGAUCCCACAGAUAUUCUUAAAUGGAGAGUUUGUGGGUGGCUGUGACAUCUUCCUACAGAUGCACCAGAAUGGAGACUUGGUAGAGGAGCUCCAGAAGCUUGGGAUCCGCUCUGCGCUGCUGGACGCUGAGAAAGAAUCCAAGUAGACAAACCAGUCGGUCGGUUUCCAGUGUAGAGAAAGCUGGUGGUUGACUUAGCCCCAUAACCCCCUAGGCACUUGUGUAGAUCUUAGAAGAUUUGUUAUAUGUACGUGAAAGCGCACCUUUUUCAGCCACAUACUGAAUGUUUUCAGAAGACACUGGCAAGGUGAAGCUACAAGCAUGUUGUGCAGGUGGCUAAGAGCAUUGUAACCCAAAAGGUUGCUUGUUUAAAUUCCUGAGCCAACUAGGUGAAAAAUCUGUCGAUGUGCCCUUGAGCAAGGCCCUUACACCUAAUUGCUCCUGAAAGUCGCUCUGGAUAAGAGUGUCUGCUAAAUGACUAAACUGUUCUGUACAUAACCAUCUAUUUCAGAUCUACAAAAGAGCCUGGGGGCUAAGGGUUGAUUUGGGAUUGGGCGUAUGAAAUGUUGCCCCUUCCACAAGUCCUAUAAGAAGGUGUGUAAUACAAUAGAACCUGCAGAAGACCAAACUGCCCUCAGGUGCCUAGGAUAUGAGAUAUCAAACCAGCCAGGGGAUCCCUUCAAAACGUACUGCCUGUAUACGUUUACUGUUUGACUGCAUUAUUCCACAAACAUGUUCUCGCUAAAGCAUUUAGAGCCGCUCAAAUGCAACAAUCCACAUCUUUCCUUUCUUCCGCAAUAUGAUCACUGAUCCAGUUUAAUUAUAUAGCGAGAAGUAGUGUGAUGAAGCUUUCUUUUGUCAAGUCAAUAGUCUCAUGUGGAGGAAGGGAGAGUACACAUUAAAACAAUAUUCAAACAGGACUACUAGACUUCCUGACAAUCAGUACAUCAACAUUUCCAUCUGCUGCAUACAUACAUUUAUGUUAUCUAAUGCUCAUGUAGUACACUGUAUAUUUAAGAUAUUGUACAUUGAAAUAUUAUUACAUAUAUUUUAGGUGCAUGUAAACUCUCAAUUAAAUAUUUUCCCACACAAAUGGUCAGUGUUCUGGAAAUUCUAGAUUGUGAGUAUGUUGCACUCUUUCCUCAGUGUGAGGAAAGUAUUUUGUAGUUGACUUGUGUGCAUGUGCAGCAGUCUAGUGCCCUUGUAACUAUUGAUGCUAAUUUUGUUGGAGCUAGUUGUUGCUUUAGAGGUCAUUGUGCCCUGCCUGGAAAAUGAUCUAGACUUACUUGGCCUAUUUUGUCCACCUGCUCUCUCAGGAGGGUUUUCUCAUUUGGGCAAAAGUCCAUCUUUUCGCUGUGAACUGAAAACAUAAGUGGUUGAGUGUGUCAAUUUGUUGGUAGGCAAACAGUGUCUUCCUCGAUAGCCACAUUUCAUUGAGAAUACUUGUAUCCUACCGUGGAAGAGUUUUGACACUUCCUCUUUGAAUCAGCUUUUGUUUUGUCAGAGGAGUUAUAUUUUUAUUUAAACUUUACUUAACCAGAUAGGCUAGUUGAGAAGUUCUAAUUUAAAACUGCGACCUGACCAAGAUAAAGCAAAGCAGUGUGACACAAACAACACAGUUACACAUGGAAUAAACAAAACAUACAGUCAAUAACACAAUAGGGACAAAGGUCUAUAUACAGUGUGUGCAAAUGAGGUAAGAUAAGGGAGGUAAGGAAAUAAAUAGGCAAUUUAGCAAUUAAACACUGGAGUGAAUGUGCAGAAGCUGAAUGUGCAAGUAGAGCUACUGGGGUGCAAAGGAGCAAAAAAAUAACCGUAUGGGGAUGAGGUAGUUAGAUGGGCUAUGUCCAGUGAUCUGACAGCUGGUGCUUAAAGCUAGUGAGGGAGAUAUGAGUCCAGCUUCAGUGAUUUUUGCAAUUCGUUCUGGAAGGAAAGGUGGCCAAAAUAAGUGUCGGGUUUGGGGGUGACCAGUGAAAUAUACCUGCUAGAGCGUGCGCUACGGGUGGGUGCUGCUAUGGUGACCAGUGAGCUAAGGCAGGGCUUUACCUAGCAAAUACUUAUAUAUAUGAUCUGGAGCCAGUGGGUUUGAUGACGAAUAUGAAGCGAGGGCCAGCCAACGAGAGUAUACAGGUCGCAGUGAUGGGUAGUAUAUAGGUCUUUGGUGACAAAACGGAUGGCACUGUGAUAGACUUCAUUCAAUUUGCUGAGUAGAUUGUUGGAGGCUAUUUUGUAAAUGACAUCGCCAAAGUCAAGGAUCGGUAGGAUAGUCAGUUUUACGAGGGGAUGUUUGGCAGCAUGAGUGAAGGAUGCUUUGUUUUGCAAAAUAGGAAGCCAUUUCUAGAUUUAAUUUAGGAUUGGAGAUGCUUAAUGUGAGUCUGGAAGGAUAGUUUACAGCCUAACCAGACACCUAGGUAUUUGUAAAUGUCCACAUAUUCUAAGUCAGAACCGUCCAGAGUAGUGAUGCUAGACGGGCGGGCAGGUGCUGGUAGCGAUCGGUUGAAGAGCAUGCAUUUAGUUUUACUUGCAUUUUAGAGCAGUUGGAGGCAACGGAAGGAGAGUUGUAUAGCAUUUGAAGCUUUGAACUCUGUCUGUGAAGUAGUUGGUGAACCAGGCGAGGCAGUCAUUUAAGAAACCAAGGAUGUUGAGUCUCCCGAAAAUAAUGUGGUGAUUGACAGAGUCGAAAGCCUUGGCCAGGUCGAUGAAUACAGCUGCACAGUAUUGUCUCUUUUCGAUGGAGGUUAUGAUAUCGUUUAGGACCUUGAGCGUGGCUGAGGUGCACCCAUGACCUGCUCGGAAACCAGAUUGCUUAGCGGAGAAGGAACGGUGGGAUUCGAAAUGGUCGGUGAUCUGUUUGAUAACUUGGCUUUCAAAGACCUUAGAAAGGCAGGGUAGGAUAGAUAUGUCUGUAGCAGUUUGGGUCUAGAGUGUCCCCCCCUUUGAAGAGGGUGAUGACCGUGGUAGCUUUCCAAUCUUUGGGGAUCGCAGACUAUACAAAAGAGAGGUUGAACAGGCUAGUAAUAGGGGUUGCAACAAUUUCAGCUGAUCAUUUUAGUAAGAGUGUCCAGAUUGUCUAGUCCUGCUGAUUUAUAGGGGUCCAGAUUUUGCAGCUCUUUCAGAACAUCAGCUAUCUGGAUUUGGGUGACGGAGAAAUGGGGAGGCUUGGGCAAGUUGCUGUAGGGGGUGCAGGGCUGUUGACCAGGGUAGGGGUGGCCAGGUGGAAAGCAUGGCCAGCUGUAGGAAAAUGCUUAUUGAAAUUAUCAAUUAUCGUGGAUUUAUUGGUGGUGACAGUGGUUUCCUAGCCUCAGUGCAGUAGGCAGAUGCAAGGAGGUGCUCUUAUUCUCCAUGGACUUUAGUGUCCCAGAACAUUUGGGAGUUUGUGCUGCGGGAUGCACAUUUCUGUUUGAAAAAGCUAGCCGUUGCUUACUGCCUGUGUGUAUUGGUUCCUAACUUCCCUGAAAAGUUGCAUAUCGCGGGGGCUGUUUGAUUCUAAUGCAGAAUGCCACAGGAUGUUUUUGUGCUGGUCAAGGGCAAUCAGGUCUGGCGUGAACCACGGGCUAUAUCUGUUCCUGGUUCAAAUUUUUACUGAAGGAAUGUGGCGUUGGUCAGCUUUAAGUCCCUUGGCUUGCACAUCACUGACAAUCUGAAAUGGUCCAUUCACACAGACAGUGGUGAAGAAACAACUCCCCUUCAACCUCAGGAUGAAGAAUUUCAAAUGGGCCCUUCACAAAUUACAGAUGCACCAUAGAGAGCUUCCUAUCAGGCUGUAUCACCGCUUGGUACGGCAAUUUCACCGUCCGCAACCACAGGGCACUCGAGAGGGUGGUGCGGUCAGCUUAACGCAUCACCGGGGUACACUGCCUACCCUCCAGGACCCGGGGUCACAGUAAGGCCAAGGAUCUGUCACCCGAGCCACAGCCUGUUCACCCUGCUACCAUCUAGAACAUGGAGACGGUACAGAGGCAUCCAAGCUGGUGUACAUGACCAAUAAAAUGUGAUUAUAGAGCGUUUAAGCUAUAACAAUUGUUGUGAAAUUAAGAUUGAAUUGUUACUGUAAAUUGUGGAAAUAAUGCAUAAUGUAGAAGAUUAAGAUGUCCUGAAGUAUUUGUAACACCUUGGCAUUGAAGUGAUGUAUUUUGACUAAAUGGAGCCUAGUCUCUAGCAGUGUACUAUGGGAGCAUGACCAAGCUGGUUUUCAUGGCCUCCAAGUGGCAGUAUACAGUAACUGCAAUGAUCAAUAAUAAUGGAAUCUCCCCAAAUGACUUCUGUAAAGCACUUACUCCUUGGUGGAAUAAACAAUCACCUUCUCA